GACUGCCCGAGCCGUAUCUUGCUUUCUCUCGCCUCCGCUACGACUCAAAUAAACUAUACAACACAAGUUGUUGUCUCCGCGCUCCGGUACGAUCGCCUGUUCGAAAUAUUUGCGUUAAAACUCCAUCAAAUAAUAAAAUUAAAGUCAAAUUUUCAACUUAAACUUGUGACAAUGAGCAAAAUCCGAUCAGGGGUGAAAUAAACGCCGAGUUAAGGUUCAUAGUUGAAGUUGUGUGGAGCGGUGUUAUUGGACUGGAUCCAGAAAGGGUGCACUUGCAUAAAACUAUAUAUUUUGGUGUUGUGAGCCCUCCCGUGAGAUGUUGGGGGUAUAUUCCGGUUAACAAGUUGGUUGCAGACGUUCUCUGGGAACUAUCGCGAAUGUGUAUUGAGACGUUCAUCGCCAUACACGGGCGCACGGUUAUGCGGCCCGACCUGGUGCACUUCAUACGACACACCUCCUCGGACCAUUUCUGCGAAGGAAUGCUUUAGUUCUUGGUGCAGCCCCCCUCCCAUGGCGCUACAGAGCAUCCAUCAAGACUGGUAUUCCUACUUGUGGCUGAUUACUUUGAAGAUCUACUCGACCGUGAUCCGGCUGAUCGGCGAGCACUGCCGGCGCCCAGCUGAUAAGAACCGCCUCGUGAUAACCGCUGGAGGCUCAGUCCAGUCGCCUGAGACGCUUCACCGAGUGCGGACGUAUCGCAAGCGGAAACCCGUGUCGCCCCGUGUCAAGCACAUAGUUGCCUUAACCAGGAGACCGUCGCUCAGGAGGAUCGUGAUGGCACCAGGAGCUAGCACCGCGCACGCUAUGAUGGAGGACAAGGAGAAGGCGCUGGGACCUAUCGCCACCGUGACGAUGCGGUCGCGCAGGAUCAGCCAGUUCGCGCCGCUCAUGAUCGCGCUGGUCGGGCUCCCGGCGCGCGGCAAGAGCCAGGUGGCGCACCGCCUGUCCCGCCACCUCAACUGGAACGGGGAGAGGACUAAAGUGUUCGACUGCAGCGAGUACCGCCGGCGUCACAUGGCUCUGUACGCCACUCACGACAUCUUCCGAGCUGACAACCAGCAGGGCUCGGCCAUCAGACGCCAGAGCGCCAGGGAGGCCGUGCAAGACGCCAUACUGUGGCUCAAGGAGGGGAAUGGAGUCGCUAUCUUCGAUGGCACCAACAUAACGCGCGAGCAGCGUCGCGACCUGAACGACUACUUCAUCGACGACCUCGGCUUCCGGAUCCUCUUCAUCGAGUGCGUCUGCGAGGACCAGGACCUGCUGGAGAGGAACAUCAUCGAGAUCCUGCACUACUCCGCCGACUACAAGACCAUGAGUGAGGAGGAGGCCGUUGACGACCUCAGGAAGAAGCUCGAGCACUAUAUGCGGCAAUAUGAACCUAUCAACGCCUCUAUGGAGACUAUAAGCUUCGUCAGAGUCGAGAAUAUGGGCGAGACUGUCACAGCUCAUAAGGUCAACGGGCAGAAGGAGGCCGGAAUUCUCGGGUACCUCUCCGGAAUGAGGCCCCUGCCCCAGACUUUGUACUUCACACGUCAUGGAGAAAGCGAAUACAACGUGCUCGGCCGCAUCGGCGGCGACGCCUCACUCUCCCCCCGCGGCCAGCUCUAUGCACACGGACUAGCUGACUACAUGAACGCACUGGGCCAGGAGCCGUUGACCGUCUGGACCUCCGAGAUGAGGAGGACCAAGCAGACUGCGGCGGAUAUCAGGGCGGCGAAGCGGGCCGUACGCGCCUUGAAUGAACUUGAUGCUGGCAUCUGCGAAGGCCUAACCUACGAGGAAAUGCAAGAGCGUUUCCCGCAAGAGUUCGCGUGGCGCGACCAGGACAAGCUCCGCUACCGCUACCCGUGGGGCGAGUCCUACAUCGACAUCAUGACGCGGCUGCGGCCCGUGCUGUCGGCUCUGGAGGACGAGCACAAUGUGGUGGUGGUGGGGCACCAGGCCGUGCUGCGGUGCAUGCUGGGGUACUUCCUGGACGCUAAACUUGACGAGCUGCCCUACAUGAACGUGCCCCUGCACACGAUCGUGAAGCUCACGUCGUAUGGGUACAAGUACAAGUGCGAGAUGAUCACGCUGCCCAUCGAGUGCGUCGACACGCACCGGAAACAACCCAAGAACUGCUCCAUCAACCGUACGACAGCGGACGCGCUGGUGACGGUACCAUCCCACUACGACACGCUGCCCUCCAACAUCUGGCAGAACCCAGCCGAGGCGCAGCUUUAGGCACGAGGGGCGGCCCGCGCGGCCUCGGCAGCCCCAACACCGCACCAGCAUUAUUAGCACCCCGGCUAACAGCUGGCCUCCCCCGCCACACGGCUCAACCCUGACUGGCCACACGAGUCCACGGUUGUGAAAAACCCUGGACUGCUCCGAGCGAGCUUGGCAUAACGUGCCUUCGCGCUGACUUGGCGGUUAAUCAGUACGUGUGAUACCGCAGUGAAUUGAAGUUUGUUAAACUUAAGUUUAGGUUUAGGAGUAAUUAAGUUAUGGAAUUAAAUCUCCAAGCAGUGUUUCCUCCAUAGGUAAAUGUAUUCAAAUAUGGUUUCCUCAGUCUGUAACUUUCAGUUUCUGUUUCCAGCAUUGUGGAGCGGUAAAGACGUGUUAUGCCUAUUAUCACUAUCAUGUCAUCUAGAUAGUAGGAUUACCUGGAAUUAUCUUCGUAUUUAAAUACGUAAAUUAUAUUUAUACUGUAGGUAAUGUGCCGUACAUUUCUCUCUAAUAAUAAUGAUUUAGUGUUAUCCUUUUACUAUCUAAAUGUUGACAUGAUAGUGAAGAAGCAUUUUGUACUUACUUAGAAUGUAAUGGCUGACUGUUUCGAUGAGAAUGAAGUAAACACUGACUUAAAAAAUAGCUCAAUGAAUUUGUACAAAGAAUGAACUUGUGGUUCUUCCAAAAGUUAAAUGAUAAGACUGAAAGGGGCUCUGCCCAAUAUCUAACGAUGAUGUUGAUGAUGAUGCGAUGGUGAUGACUGUGUCAAUUCAUAAUCAUUUUGUGUUCUUUUUAUCACCUAUGUAUACUAAUGUAUUAGAUAACGUCAUAUGAAUAUUCUCUUUCAUUUCCUACGCAGGUAAAUAUUUCUGUUUCAUUUGAAAUUUAUAACCAUUGGGGUAAGCGAUUAUUUUAAAGUUUAGUAUACUUAUAGCAAUAAGAUUAUGUAGGUUUAUUGUACCUUAAUUUGAGAAUUUCGUCAGAUCAGCCUUAGUCAUCUUGGUAAUAACUCUUGCCUUGUUUCAUUUUUUUUAUAAACAAAUAAUAAGUUCGUGGUUAGAUUAAUUGCGUAUCUAUUUCAUAGAAUUUCAUAACUAAUUAAGAUUUUGUUUUACUUUUCUUAGAUUUAUUGGAGAAUCAAAAACAUUAUUUUAAAGUGUAUCAAGCCAUAAGCCAUGCUUGAUACACUGUAGAUUGUAUGUAUACAUGUGUAGAUUUCAUAGAGGUGGAAGUUUCUCAGUUUUACUUUAGACUUCGUAUUCCAAUAGCCAUCAACAUAAUUAUGGAAUUAUCUUCUAUUUUAGUAAAGAUCUUUCUACGUCUACGUAUAAAAUGUUAGUUAAGUAUAUACAUAUUUAGUUUAGGCCUCAGGUUUAGACAAUAUUACCUUCCCUACCAUGUCAACGUACAAAUACGAAAGCUCUCAAUGGAAGCAAUGUUGUCAGAACAACGACACCCUAGUGUAAUAUAUUAGUCUGUCAUGUGUAAAUUAAAGCUACCAUCCUGCUACCUACCAGCACCAAGACAGUAUAUACAUUACCUACUUAGAAAUUACCUAAUACACGAUAGCUGAUAGUCAACCUAUCUGUCUCAUGAUGACGGUACAAUAAAUGUGUUUUUAACAGGCAUUAUGAAUAUUCUUUUUAAUAAAAAAUAUAAGUUUCAUUUUAA
Plutella xylostella (diamondback moth) is the source of this 3879-nucleotide messenger RNA. RefSeq names its product 6-phosphofructo-2-kinase/fructose-2,6-bisphosphatase. Gene Ontology annotation, biological process: fructose metabolic process; fructose 2,6-bisphosphate metabolic process. The record is from RefSeq and is a predicted model, not a curated record. Lineage: Eukaryota; Metazoa; Arthropoda; Insecta; Lepidoptera; Plutellidae. Gene Ontology annotation, molecular function: fructose-2,6-bisphosphate 2-phosphatase activity; 6-phosphofructo-2-kinase activity; ATP binding. Gene Ontology annotation, cellular component: cytosol.